Messenger RNA from Ophidiomyces ophidiicola, 1500 nucleotides. RefSeq lists its product as uncharacterized. The record is from RefSeq and is a predicted model, not a curated record. The coding region runs from base 1 to 1500 and encodes 499 amino acids. NCBI's taxonomy places the organism in Eukaryota, Fungi, Ascomycota, Eurotiomycetes, Onygenales, Onygenaceae. The transcript has 3 exons.
AUGGAGUACACCAUCCGCUGCGACGUCGAGAACAUCAACAUCGAGACGCUGACGCAGGAGUUCAAGACCGAGAACUGCGUGUACCCGCGCGCCUGCUGCAGCAAGGACCAGUACCGCGGCAACCGCCUGGUGUACGAGACCGAGUGCAACGCCGUCGGCUGGGCCCUGGCCGAGCUCAACCCGUGUCUGCGCGGCAAGCGCGGCCUCAUCCAGCGCGCCGUCGACAGCUGGCGCAACAGCAACCAGGACCCGCGCCUGCGCAGCCGCCGCGUGCGCCGCAUGGCCAAGCUCAACAACCGCAAGGCCGUCUCGUCCGCCCAGCACCCCGGCGCUGCUGCCGCCGCUGCCGCCGCCGCUGCUGCCCAUCUGGCCGGCCCCGGCACCCCCGUUACCGCCAAUACCUCGCUGGCUGCCCCCGGCGCGCUCACCCUCGGCGGCGCCCAGCUGCACCACCACCACGCCCACCCAGACGGAGGCCCCGACGAUGUGAGCGGCAAUCAUGAUUAUACGAACGGGGCUCAUCGCCCAUCCACCGCCACGACCUCGUUCGGCACGCCCACAGACAUGCGCCCCGCCCACAUCUUCCAUGGCUAUCCCUCGUAUCCGUCUUCGAACGCCGCCACCAGCGGCCCCUCCAUGGCUCCGCCGCUGCGCGACACCAGCCUCGACCACUACCCCAAGGGCGCAACCGGCGUGGCCUCGUCGCUCUCCUCGUCCUCGGCCUCGGCCUCCAGCAACAAAUUCACCGGCGGCGGCGGCAGCAGCAGCAGCAUCAGCAGCGUCAGCCACGACCACAACCCCAAUGAAGACCACAGCCCCGAGACCUCGGCGCUGUUCGGCGACCUGCCCGAGGGCCGGCGGCGCAAGUUCAUCCUGGUCGAGGACCCGCAGCGCGGCUGCCGCGUGCGCGUCAAGGUCAUGCUCGACCAGGUCGACAUGAAGGAGAUCCCGGACUCGUACCGCAAGUCCAACUCGGUCUUCCCGCGCACCUACUUCCCCGUGCACGGCCCAUUUGGCCCGCCCGGUCGCGGCCGGCGCUUCGCCGACAGCAACGCGGAGGUCGAGGGCGAUAGUAGUGCUGACGGCAACGGCGGCGACGACGAGGAGGGCGCCGCCACGCUGGGUCGCACCGUGGUGCCGGUGCCCAUGCUGGACGGCGACGGCAGCGUGGCCGUGCCGCGCAUCGCGAAGCGCAAGCGCGACAAGGAGGUGCUGCUGAACGAUCUGGGGUAUCGCAUGAGUUGGGGCCAGAGCCGGGUGUUCUCUGGCCGGACGUUGUUUCUGCAGCGAGCGUUGGACGCCUACCGCAAUAAAAUGCGCAACUCCAUGCUCACCGCCGGCCAGGAGCCCACCAGCAUCGCGUCGCACUUCGAGACCCGCGCCGGCAAGCGCCGCUGGCUGGACCGCUCCAAGCGCGACGACAGCCACAAUAAGUCGCGCUCGCCCGCCGCCGUCGAGACGUCCAGCUCGGCGCGCCACGCCGACGAGGUGCAGCCGUGA